CCAAUGAGGAGCGAGUGGGCAGUGACGAACGCAUGACGUCAAACGUGUCACUGAAAACAUGAGGAAGUAUCACAUGUGUCUUUCCUGCGUUCACCCUCUGAUUUCAAUCAAACAGUCACCAUGAAGUUGAUCUCCAGCUCCGUCACAGCUGCUUCGCUUACCUGCAUCACUGUGGCCUCGCUCCUGCUGCUGCAUUGCCAGCAUGUAGCAGCAGACCGGAGGUCGGACUCUGCCCUAACUGUGGUGGAGAAUGCAGAAGGAGGAGGAGGAGCAGGUGGUGAUGAAGAAGAAGAGGCAAAUUUAAAUUUAGAGGUGAUCCAACCUACUGAUCAGUGGCAGACACUCAAACCAGGCCAAGCAGUGCCAGCAGGUUCCCAUGUGAAGCUGAAUCUGCAGACAGGUCAAAGGGAGGUCAGACUGGGAGAAGAGCAGCUCAAAUACUGGACACAGGAUCACAGGAGGGAAGAGGAGUCUCAGUCCUUCUUCAGCCCUGAUGAACUGAAACAGGCCAUGAAGAAUAUAAAGGAGGACCUGAACCCAGACUCUGUGGCUUCCAAGUUUCGCCCCCUAGAGGAGCUGAAGAGAGAUAUGGCUCAGCUGGACCUGCUGGUUGAGACGGAUUUUCAGAUAAUGCGGCGUCUGCUGGACCAAUUCAACAGCAGCAACUCAACUACAGAGCAGAGACUGAACAUUCUGCUGGAGCUGGAGUAUCUGGUGCACCAGGUGGAUAAUGCUCAGACUUUGUGCUCGAUGGGGGGUCUCCAGGUCAUCCUAGACGGCCUGAACAGCUCUGACUUCAGAUUACAGGAAAGAUCUGCCUUUGUCCUGGGAUCUGCUAUGGCCAGUAACCCAGUGGUUCAGGUGAAAGCUGUGGAGAGUGGAGCGCUGCAAUUGUUGUUAACUGCACUGGCCACUGCACAGCCACUCAGAGUAACGAAGAAGGUCCUGUUUGCAGUAGCCGCCCUCUUGCGUCACUUCCCCUAUGCUCAACGUACUUUCCUGUCUCACGGGGGACUACAGGUCCUAUCAGAGUUGUUUAGGGCAGAUGGAGGUGGAGUUCUCCGAACACGAAUUGCCACCAUGUUAUAUGACAUGAUCAGCGAGAAGGAGCUGAUCUCUCAGACAGGUCUGGACCCGGUAUUGGAUGCCGCCCAUGAGGACCGUGUGCGGCAGUACUCUGAGGUGUCAUUGGAGGAGGAGCUACUGGAGAAAGGCUGGUGCACUUUGAUCCCACAGCUGCUGGAGUCCACUGAGCAUGACUACAGAGAGAAGGCUCUACGGGCUUUGUUGGCGAUGGCUCCCACAUGUUUGGAUCAGUACCGCUCUGACAGCUCUCUGCUGGGCUCCCUGCUGUCUCUCCGAGAACAGUACCAGGAAAUGGUCCAGUCAGAAAUGAUUCUAGGAGAGGAGAACAGCUACUUCGCAGAGAUUGCGGAAUUUAUUGACGCACUACAAGUCAAAAUGAAAUGACCGGAGGAUUGUACAGUGACACUUUACAUGGCCACAAUGCAGAGACUGAAAACUAAACAACCAGUCUCCAGCGCAUGACCAACCACAGAGUGACAAAUUCCUCAAGACAAGAGUCAACUCGAUAUAAGUCAUGGACGAGGAUCAUUCAGAAAACAUACAUGGUAACAUUAGGGACGGCUCAUUUGAGUAAGCAUCCAUGUAAGAAAGGUCUGUAAUGGAAAAUGCUCUUUGUGUUGAUAAUUUAAAAAUGAAUUUAUAUUUUUAAAGUAUUAUUUUGGAACAAA
Molecule: messenger RNA, 1754 nt
Organism: Hippoglossus stenolepis (Pacific halibut)
Lineage: Eukaryota; Metazoa; Chordata; Actinopteri; Pleuronectiformes; Pleuronectidae
Gene: sil1
Product: SIL1 nucleotide exchange factor
Exons: 12
Coding region: 121-1470 (449 amino acids)
Source: RefSeq, a predicted model, not a curated record